Messenger RNA from Melozone crissalis (California towhee), 3076 nucleotides. RefSeq names its product PBX/knotted 1 homeobox 1 (gene PKNOX1). Gene Ontology annotation, biological process: angiogenesis; regulation of transcription by RNA polymerase II. The coding region runs from base 309 to 1619 and encodes 436 amino acids. Gene Ontology annotation, molecular function: DNA-binding transcription factor activity, RNA polymerase II-specific; RNA polymerase II cis-regulatory region sequence-specific DNA binding. Lineage: Eukaryota; Metazoa; Chordata; Aves; Passeriformes; Passerellidae. The record is from RefSeq and is a predicted model, not a curated record. The transcript is spliced from 12 exons.
CCCCCCCCCCUUGCAUUUGAGUGCUGCCAGGCAAGAUUCAUUUUUUUGUCCUUGCCCCUCUUUGGAAUAGGUUGUGAGCAUUCCAUUAAACAGAUCCCAGGAACAGGGAACAUGGCAUUGUGUUCUGGAUGUUGGAAAACACUUGGGCCAAAAUCCUGUGGAGGAAAGCAAGAGGCUGUUUCUGUCUUCCACCUUGUACAUAAGUGGGAUCUCUGUGCUGGAACAAGAUAAUGUCUUCAACUCAUUGAAGGAAAGGGACUACUUGUUCGCACUUAUGAUGAUUUGACACAAUUAAUGUCUCAAUAACCAUGAUGGCAACACAGACAUUAAGUAUAGACAACUAUCAAGAUGGACAACAGAUGCAAGUGGUAACAGAGUUAAAAACUGAACAAGAUCCCAACUGCUCUGAAACUGAUGCUGAAGGGGUGAGUCCUGCCCCUGUAGAAUCUCAGACUCCAAUGGAUGCAGACAAGCAGGCCAUUUACAGGCACCCACUAUUUCCCUUGUUAGCACUAUUAUUUGAAAAAUGUGAACAAUCUACACAAGGCUCAGAAGGCACAACUUCUGCCAGUUUUGAUGUAGAUAUUGAAAACUUUGUGAGGAAGCAGGAGAAGGAAGGAAAACCCUUUUUCUGUGAAGAUCCAGAAACUGAUACUUUGAUGGUAAAAGCAAUCCAAGUUCUGCGUAUCCAUCUGCUGGAGCUGGAAAAGGUCAAUGAACUCUGCAAGGAUUUCUGCAGUCGUUACAUUGCCUGCCUGAAGACAAAAAUGAAUAGUGAAACUCUAUUAAGUGGAGAGCCUGGAAGUCCUUACUCACCUGUGCAAUCUCAGCAAAUUCCAAGUGCCAUUGCAGGCACACUCAGUCCCCAAGGGAUCGUGGUGCCAGCAUCAGCAUUGCAGCAGGGAAAUGUAACUAUGGCAACAGUAGCAGGGGGGACAGUGUAUCAGCCAGUCACUGUGGUCACUCCACAAGGACAAGUGGUGACACAGGCACUGUCACCUGGCACUAUUCGCAUCCAGAACUCUCAGCUCCAGUUGCAGUUAAACCAAGAUCUAGGCAUCUUGCAUCAAGAUGAUGGCUCAUCAAAAAACAAGAGAGGAGUUCUUCCCAAGCACGCUACAAAUGUGAUGAGAUCUUGGCUUUUUCAGCACAUAGGGCAUCCAUAUCCAACAGAGGAUGAGAAGAAGCAGAUUGCAGCACAAACAAAUCUGACACUACUCCAGGUUAACAACUGGUUUAUCAAUGCUAGAAGGCGAAUUCUUCAGCCAAUGCUGGAUUCCAGUUGUUCUGAAACUCCAAAAACAAAGAAGAAAACAGCCCAGAACCGACCAGUGCAGAGGUUCUGGCCUGACUCCAUUGCCUCAGGAGUUGCUCAGCAGCAAUCCAACGAGCUCACAAUGUCAGAUGGUGCUGUCGUGACCAUCACAGCCCCCGUGAACAUGAACGUGGACAGUCUGCAGUCCUUGUCCUCGGACGGCGCCACGCUGGCGGUGCAGCAGGUGAUGAUGGCCGGGCAGAGCGAGGACGAGUCCGUGGACAGCGGCGACGACGACGGCGGCGACCUCUCGACAGCCAACAUCGGCGGGCUGGUCCUGGACAACAGCGACUCCCUGCAGUAGGAGCCAGAGAGCCUGGAGGGGAAAAACACUUAGGAAAAAGAACGGACUGACUGACUGACUUUUUAUAGUUUGCACAGCAAACAUUUUACACAAGUUUUAUUUCUAAUAUGUUUUAUAUGUAGAUAUAGAAGGGUGCACUUUUUUGUAUUUCAUAGUAAGCUUAAAGAGUGUUUUUGCAGGUGCAGCAACUUCUUUCAAAUGUGUUUUGGUUUGGUUUUUUUGGGUUUUUUUUUGUUUCUUUUCCUUUCCUUAUUUCAGAAAAUUAUAUCUAGUAAUAUAAAGAACCACGUAAGCACCCCUUUGUUCUCUGAAUUGGAAGUGCUGCAGUUUCUGAUGAAUUAUGCAGUUUCAAUUAGUGCUGUUAUUUAACACAGCUUUUGAUGGGCAGGUGAUGUAAAUUUAAAGCAUGUGACACUAGUGUGUGAAACUUGAUUAUUGAGUUAGAUGCAUAUAUUUGAAAGAUGCUUCUGCACCUUAAAAACUGCUAGUCUGAGGUGGACAGCAACACACAUAAAAAGGAACUGUUGAGGUGUGAUUCAGUAGAGAAUGUAUGGCAAUUUAAAUAAGUUUAGUUUCUCUCAUAGUCCGUGAGCCUGUUUAUCAUUUGCUAUAAAAACUCCUAUUUUUACCUUGCUGGGGUUAUUGGAUAAAAAAAAAAUAUUUUUAUAAAUUCACUAGAAAUUGGGAUGACAACUGUAUUAAGCAGGAGGAAAAAAAAUAAUUUCCAGAGGGGAAAAAUAAAUGUUUAGUAUUCCUAUUUGGAAGGUCUGAAAAUUGACCCAAUUUAAUAAACAAGCCUACAGUAGCAUUCUAUGAUUCUCAGCUAUCCCACAGUGAUAUACUAUAUUUGAUAAUAGCAUAAGAAGGGCCCACUGUUUGAUGGGAUUUUGAUAUUGUCAAACAUUGAUUUAUAUUAUGUGUAAACUAAUACUCAAAUUGCAUAACUCUGUAUCUAGACUUGUAUCUGAAAAUAUUUGCUAAAUGAAUAUUCAGGUAAGUUCAAAUACCCACAGCUUUUCCAAUUAUUAGAGAAAUUUAACAGUUUAUAGUUUGUACAACUGAAUCUAAAAAAAAUGAAAAGUUGCCUACUAUACAGUCAUGAAUUCUGCUAUUUUAUUGCAUUUGAAAUAUUUUCCCCUAAUACAAAAAGAAAAAUAUAACAUGGAUUUAUAUAAAAUUUCUCCAGAUCUGAAGUUUACUACCAGAAUAUACAGCAGGCUUUGUUAGAGUAGGAAAUCCUUGUGUGUCAUUUAAAAAACGAAGAGCUGGUGAUAAAAACAGCUGGGUUUUGGUUUGGUUUUGUUUUGGGAAUUUUUUUUUGUUGUGGUAACAGUUCAUUUCUUUCAUUUUCCUAAAGUUUGAAGUCUGUGAUUGUCUAUCCAUGAACAUUUGCUUUUGGAACUUUGUAUUUCCCAUUGUUGAGUACAAAUAAGAGACUCAAGAGCCUCAUGCUAUGA